This is a messenger RNA of Symphalangus syndactylus (siamang), 2879 nucleotides long. RefSeq names its product mitochondrial fission regulator 1 (gene MTFR1). NCBI's taxonomy places the organism in Eukaryota, Metazoa, Chordata, Mammalia, Primates, Hylobatidae. The record is from RefSeq and is a predicted model, not a curated record. Gene Ontology annotation, cellular component: mitochondrion. Gene Ontology annotation, biological process: mitochondrial fission; aerobic respiration.
GAUGAGCGGUUGCCGCGCCCUCCGCCGAGCUUCUUCUGCCCGCCUCCGAGCCUGAGGAAACAGCUGAUUGAUCAGCCUGGCUCAGGCUUGGGGCGGGGAUCGGCUGAUUGGCAGCAACGCCACGGGACAGCCAAGCUGGAAGCCUGAGGAGCCGGAGAGGGUGCUGGCUGCCGCGCGGCCGAGAGCCAGGGUCUUGCUGUGUUGUCCAGGCUGGAGUAUAAUGGUACACUCAUAGCUCACUGUAAUCUCAAACUCCUGAGUUCAAGAGAUCUUCGUGCCUCAGCCUCCUGAUGUGUUUUAUGGACCAUGUGCUGCUAUGUAUGCCUGAAGAAGUACUUGAAAUGCAAAUUUGGGGAGACUUUGCCAUAUAAAUGCUUGGCUGGAUUAAGCGCCUAAUUAGGAUGGUUUUUCAACAAGUUGGAGUAAGCAUGCAAUCGGUACUUUGGUCUAGGAAGCCAUAUGGUUCAUCUCGAAGUAUCGUAAGGAAAAUUGGUACUAAUUUGUCUCUGAUUCAGUGUCCGAGAGUUCAAUUUCAGAUUAACAGCCAUGCAACAGAAUGGAGUCCCAGCCACCCAGGAGAGGAUGCAGUGGCGUCUUUUGCUGAUGUUGGAUGGGUAGCCAAAGAAGAAGGAGAGUGUUCAGCAAGACUGAGGACAGAGGUCAGAUCAAGGCCACCUCUUCAGGAUGACCUUCUUUUCUUUGAGAAGGCCCCAAGCAGACAGAUUUCCUUACCAGACUUGUCUCAAGAAGAGCCUCAGCUGAAGACCCCAGCACUGGCAAAUGAGGAAGCACUGCAGAAGAUUUGUGCUCUUGAAAAUGAACUUGCUGCUCUCAGAGCUCAGAUUGCCAAAAUUGUGACCCAGCAGGAGCAGCAAAAUCUCAUUGCAGAUGACUUAGAUUCUACCACAUUUGGUACCAUACCACCACCCCCUCCGCCUCCCCCACCACCCCCACCUGCUCCUCCACUGGGGCUCCACAAAAGUAUAUCUGCUGUUGAUCUGAUUAAAGAACGAAGAGAGAAAAGAGCCAAUGCUGGAAAGACUUUGGUUAAGAACAGUCUAAAGAAACCUGACAUGCCAAAUAUGCUAGAGAUCCUUAAAGAUAUGAACAGUGUAAAACUUCGGUCAGUGAAGAGGUCAGAGCAAGAUGUGAAGCCCAAGCCAGUGGAUGCUACUGACCCUGCUGCCCUCAUAGCAGAGGCUCUGAAAAAGAAAUUUGCUUAUCGGUAUCGAAGUGAUAGCCAAGAUGAAGUUGAAAAAGGAGUUCCAAAGUCUGAAUCAGAGGCCACCUCAGAGAGAGUGUUGUUUGGGCCACACAUGUUGAAGCCAACAGGAAAAAUGAAGGCUUUAAUUGAAAAUGUAUCAGACUCCUAAUAGACAAUGAGCUGCGAAAGACUCCUGGUUCCCCUGUUGAUUUGUGAGGGCCAAGUUUGCUAGUAGAAAUCAACACUGUUUAGUAAAUACCUGACGUUAGUAUUCAGUCGUCUCCUUUUCAGGCUAAUUAGAGGAUUAAGCAAUAAUGAAAGCACUAAGUUUGGUUUUGCUUUUGUGAGAUGGUCAGCUUUGGUGUUCUCCACAACAUGUGUGUUCUGACAUGUUUCUAAUAUGUGGCCAGGGCGUUCAGAUUUCCAGUUUUGAAAACAAUUGUAUAGAUUUCACAACACAAAACGGACAUCUGUGGAUGUUACUGCACAUUUUAAAUUCUUAACACUAAUUUAUCUGUAUAAGUGUUUUAUAUGCAUAUUUUUGGACAUAAACAGUUUAUGUAAAAUUAGUAAUGAAUGACGGCAAUGAGGGCAUUGUUAUCUUCGUUUGUUUUCAGUGAUCAUUUAGCAUUCAGUGAUGGAACAGCUGGUAUAACAUAAGUUGUUGGCAUGAAAUAUUUGAGAUUGGAAACUUCUUGCCUUGAACAGAACUUGUAUCUUAGAUUCCCUCUCACAUUUUCUUGGAGCUGGGGUUUGAAUAGGAACCAGAUGAUGUUCACUGCUGAAAUUCCAUAAUGCUUCCCAUUGAAGGGAAGUUGAGAACCAGGAAAGCUGCUUUCACGUCAUUGCCAUCCAGUACAGACAGGGAAGAAAGAUGUAGUUUUCCAGUAGUGAUGAAUCAAAUUAUUGAAUUAAAUUUCUUAUUAAGUAAAAACUCAGAAUGUACCAUCUUAUUUCCUUUCAGUUUAUUAAAUAGCAUCAUAAAGAUGACUUUGCUAAGUUAAGAGUUAAAUUUAAUAUAAGCCAAAAUAUUAACUUUAAUGAAACAUUGACUUGGCAAAUGAAUUUCCUGUAAAUUAUCAUUGGUCAGAAUGCUGUUUUGUUUAAUUAUAUUACACAGCAUAAACCAUAGGUGUUAUUAGAAGCAGAGAACUGCCUUUUUCAUCUGGGGCUUUUAAGGACUUGUUAUAAAUGAUUAUUUUUUCAAUGCUUUAUAAAUCUUCAUGAUUUUUCUAUUUCUGAUACACUCAGCUAUAGUUAAUGCCAGAGUAUCCUCCCAGGAGUAAAUAUUUGGAAUAUUUAAAUCUAGUAAAAGAAGAAAGUUAUACUUCCUGGGAAUAUUAGGAGAUGGGAGUAGAGAUUCACCUUUAAGUUCUUGAAAAUAUACGCAUUCUCCUAAAUAUUAACAAAAAUGAUUUGGGGUAAUGAUAUGGCUUGGUUAUUCUGUUUAAAUUUGUACUGUGGCUUAUGUUACACAUGUUCAUGUUCACCUCUCAUUCACCUGUUUGUUUUAUAUGGUUUAAAAUUCUCUUUAGCAAAAUUCAGAAAAUUCACCUGAAACGUAUUUUGACCUCCUAAGAAACAUAUUUUUGUAUCAGUAUUGAAUUUUGGACAGUGCCCCCAUAUAAGGAAGUUACUGUUUUAAAAUAAAGCAAACUGUUUUAUUUCCCUUGGA